Molecule: messenger RNA, 466 nt
Organism: Carassius auratus (goldfish)
Lineage: Eukaryota; Metazoa; Chordata; Actinopteri; Cypriniformes; Cyprinidae
Product: wings apart-like protein homolog
Exons: 2
Coding region: 101-460 (119 amino acids)
Source: RefSeq, a predicted model, not a curated record
GUGUUUGUGAGCGUGACUGGGUUUUAUCUGUGCACAGGGUCUGGGUCUGCUGAUAAAUCUGGCGGAGUACAGUGCCAGAAACAGACACUGUCUUGUGGAGAUGGAGGUGGACUUAAGCUACUUGAUGGAGAUGGAGGUAGAUGUGAAGACCGAAGGAGUGGAGGAGAGUAAGAUGGAUAAACAAAAAGAGGAUAAAAGAGAGGGCGAGAAGGGACCCAUGACAGCAAAGUCGUCAAACGCGCUGGCCGCUCUGGUUCAGCUCUUUCUUGAACGGGAGCGAGCAGCAGUGCUAGCUGAGGCACAGACCGAUGACCUCAUAAGUGAGGCGCCCAAAUCUCAGGCAGACCAGAGUGGAGAGUGGAAGGAAACAUCUGGAGAGAUCCAGUGGGUCGCCUCAGAAACCAACGAAACCAACGAAACAAAUGACAAGAAGAAGAGGAGGAAGAGGAGCUCGACCUGAAUAAAG